ACGUCUCUUUCAAUUUCUCCCCGAUCGCUUCUCUCUCUCUGCCGUAACCCCAAGUUCUCGGGAUUCGUCUGAACUUGUCUCCUCAUGUCAGGCCCUCUCGAUUUCGCUAGACCUUGUUUCGAAGGAUGUUCGAGCAAUGAUGAGAGAAGAGAAAGGAGAUCAGACUUCGAAGUUUCAGAGGAUGAGAAGAGAACGAGAAUCGGUACCUUUAAGAAGAAAGCAGCCAAAGCUUCCAGCAAAUUGAGACACUCUCUCAAGAAGAAAGGAAGCAGCGGCAGGAGAAGAAGCACUGAUCGGAACUUCUCUCUUACCAUCGAAGACAUUCAUGACGUCGAGGAACUGCGAGCUGUUGAUGAGUUCAGGAAUAUACUCCUCUCAGAGAAUCUUCUUCCUCCAAAGCUUGACGAUUAUCACAUCAUGUUGAGGUUCCUGAAAGCAAGGAAGUUUGAUGUUGGGAAAACAAAACUGAUGUGGAGUAACAUGAUUCAGUGGAGACAAGAUUUUGGUACAGACACUAUUCUCGAGGAUUUUGAGUUUGAAGAGGUGGAUGAAGUUCUCAGGUACUACCCUCAAGGCUAUCAUGGUGUUGACAAAGAAGGAAGACCUGUUUACAUUGAGAGGUUAGGAAAAGUCGAUCCGGCAAAACUCAUGCAAGUCACAACAUUGGAAAGAUACAUAAGGUAUCAUGUUAAAGAGUUCGAGAAGACUAUUAGUAUCAAGUUUCCAGCUUGCUGCAUUGCUGCUAAGAGACACAUUGACUCUAGCACCACCAUUCUCGACGUUCAAGGCGUGGGGUUAAAGAACUUCUCCAAGCCUGCGAGAGAUCUCAUAGUCCAACUGCAAAAGAUUGAUAACGAUAACUACCCUGAGACACUACAACGCAUGUUCAUCAUCAAUGCUGGUCCUGGUUUUAAGCUACUUUGGGGAUCGGUGAAAUCAUUUCUUGAUCCAAAAACAGUAACAAAGAUCCAUGUUGUUGGUAACAAGUACCAGAACAAAUUACUUGAGAUCAUUGAUGCAAGUCAGCUGCCAGAUUUUCUUGGUGGCACUUGCACAUGUGCUGAUGAAGGUGGUUGUAUGAGAUCUGAUAAAGGUCCCUGGAAAGACCCUGAGAUAUUAAGUAUGGUUCAAAGUGGUGGCACCCUCUGCAGACAUGCAUCUAUUCUAAACAGUGGUUCUCGUAUGGACUCGUGUGAUAAGCCAUCUUUUUCUGGGGUUAGGUUCCAUAAUAACGAGGCCCAAACUCAUAUCUUGAUGGGCCUUAAUACCCCCACGUAUCAUAAAGUUGGUGACACCUCAACAGCGGAAUCAAGCUCUGAGUUAGAAGAGAUGGCUUCUCCAAAAGCAAACAAGGAGAGUCAUGUUCCCAAGUUGACUCCUGUUUGCGAAGAUUUGCAGAUUAGGACCAAUGGUAGAUCAUAUCCUACUGAUUCAUCAGAGUAUGACUCACCAAUGGUGGAUAAAGUUGUGGAUGUUGCUUGGAUGGCCAAUGAGAAGCCAAAGACUCCAGAAGGCCACAAGGAUACACCCGGUUUGGGAAAGUUAGGACCGGUUAGUCAUGUCUUCAGGUGGCUAACCGCAUUGUUUGUAUACUUGUUUACGUUUCUCACAUCUGUGGCGGCUCUGCCACAGAGUAAAGAAAAUUCUCAGUCCGAAUCUUCAGUUGACGAACCAAUCGCUAGAGAGUCUCGUCCUCCUUCACCUGUUUAUUCAACUGUCAGAGAGAGAAACCUCGUUGCUUCUGUUGUGAAUAGACUAGGAGAUCUCGAGAAACAGGUGGAAACACUGCACUCAAAGCGACAUGAGAUGCCUCGUGAGAAAGAAGAGUUGCUUAAUACAGCUGUCUAUCGUGUGGACGCGCUUGAAGCAGAACUCAUUGCUACAAAAAAGGCUUUACAUGAGGCUUUAAUGAGACAGGAUGAUCUUUUGGCUUACAUAGACCGGGAAGAAGAUGAGAAGUACCAUCGGAAAAAGAAGUUGUGCUGGUGAAGAGACAGAGAGAGAGCUUGGAUUACUAGUUUAUGAGAAAUGGUGGUGGUAACUCUGCUUUGUGAGUAUGUUGGUAUGUUUGUAUACACCAUAUGAUAGAACAAUGUUUUACAUACCAAAUUUGAGGUCUCAUAGGCAAAAGAUUUGAUACUUUUGGGGGAAGUUCCGGAAGACUAUGUUCAGUAGAUAUUCAUCGUAUAUCUUUAUUCAUAUCAGAGACCAUUUUCUCUCAUCUCAUGAGUAAUUUGAAUUGAGCAUUAUCAUGCACA
This is a messenger RNA of Eruca vesicaria subsp. sativa (arugula), 2258 nucleotides long. NCBI's taxonomy places the organism in Eukaryota, Viridiplantae, Streptophyta, Magnoliopsida, Brassicales, Brassicaceae. The record is from the annotation of a GenBank genome assembly.